Molecule: messenger RNA, 2713 nt
Organism: Purpureocillium takamizusanense
Lineage: Eukaryota; Fungi; Ascomycota; Sordariomycetes; Hypocreales; Ophiocordycipitaceae
Exons: 2
Coding region: 214-2523 (769 amino acids)
Biological process (GO): triglyceride catabolic process
Cellular component (GO): cytosol
Molecular function (GO): sterol ester esterase activity; triacylglycerol lipase activity
Source: RefSeq, a predicted model, not a curated record
GCGGCGCCAGCGACCGACCGACCGACCCUGUUGGAACUGAGUGAGCAUCGACGCCACCUUGUUGCUUGUCCGUUGUUGUAUCGAUGCGCCCUGCUGCGGACCGGGUCCUCUCUGCGCGAGCCGCUCCUUACCCAACGUCUCUUUCGGUCCCCCAGAUCGGCAUGAAUCCGCCGUUAUCAGCAUAGCCACCGCGUAUAUCGUGAGCACAGCAGCAUGAUAGACCACGUCCUGGGGCGUCCCUCGUCCAAAUCGCGGCGCCUGCAGGUCCUCGCCGUCCUCUCCUUUUGGACCUUUUACCUAUACAGAGGCAACCGCCAUGGCCCGCCCGUCGCGAGGUCCAUCUCGGGCCUCCUGUCGCGCCGCCUCACGGCCUGGCAGACGUUCCUCAUGACCAUGAUGUAUCUGUAUGCCUCGCGCAACUUCAGCGCCCUCGUAGGGCUCGCGAGCCCCGAGCCCAUGGCCAACAUGUACGACAAGACAUACUUCCGCGCCACCUGGGUGCUGACGGCCCUCGACGCCGGCUUCUGGACCGCCAUGCGCAUCCGCAUCCCCUGGCUCCGCGACAUGGCCAGCAUCGUCUUCUCGCUCUUCUACCUCGUCGCCGCCGAGCGCGCCGACGAAAAGGUCCGCAAGGUCCGCGGCGUCAUCACCGUCGACCACCUGCGCGUCUCGUGGAACAAGGGCAAGACGCCUUACCUGGCCUUCCUGCAGCGCCUCCUGCGGCCCCGGUUCACGCGGUGGCCGCCCCGGCAGAUCCGGAUCCCCCGGCCCUCGGGCAGCGACUACACCGAGCCCGUCGCCGCCUGGCUCUACUACGACGGACCCGUCGCCGACCUGGCCCACCACAGCCGUGUCAUCCUCGACAUUCCCGGCGGCGGCUUCGUCGCCAUGGACCCCCGCUGCAACGACGACAAGCUCUUCGCCUGGGCGUCCAAGUCGGGCCUGCCCAUCCUCAGCCUCGACUACAAGAAGGCGCCCGAGUAUCCGUACCCGCACGGGCUCAACGAGUGCUUCGACGUCUACGCCACCAUCAUCAAGACCAAGGGCCGCUGCAUCGGCAUGUCGGGGCGCGAAACCCCCCGCGUCAUCAUCACCGGCGACAGCGCGGGCGGCAACCUGGCCGUCGCGUCGACGCUCAUGAUCCUCGAGACGGCUAGCACCGAGUUCCGACGCUUCGCCGGGCGCGAGAGCCUGCCGCCGCCCGACGGCCUCGUGUGCUUCUACCCGGCACUGGACAUGAACAUUGGCAACUGGAUGACGGACGAGCAGAUGUCACUGAUUCGCGACCGCAAGAUGCGCAAAACGAACCGCUCCAUCGUGCGGCGCAAGAGUAUGCAGUACAACGAGCUCGUCGGCACGCCACACCACUCUGACGACGAAGACGACAGCCCGCCCGCACCAGACGACAAGCAGACGGCGGCGGAGCCGACGGAUCCGCACGAGUCGCAGCCUCAGUACGCGCACUCGGGGCCCUCGUCCCUCAGCCACCCCGCAGCCGCAGUGAAGGCGUCCAAGGAGGAGAAGGAGGACAGGCGGGGGGCGGACGGCGGCAUGUCGCACCGUGCCCAGCCCAUCAAGACGCGGCUCGCGACGUCGUCGAUGAUUUCCUACUUCAACGACCGCGUGCUCACGCCGGAGAUGAUGCGGGCCAUGAUCAUCCUAUACAUUGGCGCGCACAACCGGCCCGACUUCACGCAGGAUUACCUCCUGAGCCCCGUGCUGGCGCCCGAGUCGCUACUCGCGCGGUUCCCCAAGACGUACUUUAUGACGGGCGAGCGGGACCCCCUGGUCGACGACACGGUCGUGUUCGCGGGCCGGCUGCGGCGGGCCAAGGAGGCGGCGGCGCGGGAGCGGAGCGCGGAGCGCACGUUUGACGACGGGGAGGCGGCCGAGGUGAUGCUCAUCCCGGGCAUCUCGCACGGCUUCAUGCAGUUCCCGGGCAUCUACCCGCCGGCGUGGCGGCACUUUGAGCGGUGCGCCGCGUGGUUCGAGCAGCUCUUCACUGAGGCGGAGCAGGCGCGGACGCGACACCUCCGGCCGCCGCAGACGCCGCCGCCCGUAACGGAGCUCUCGAUGACGAUGCCGCAGCCGCAACAGCCGCAGCAUAACGGCCAGGCGGCAGCAGGGGCGGCUCCGUCGCGGCGGCACCACCGGCGGAACCCCACGACGGAGUCGAGCGGCGACGAGGACCGGCCGCUCGAGAUUAGCAUGACCAAGAUGAGCCGCGGCCGGGGAACGCCAGCCAAGGACAACGUCGAGGGGGGUGAGGAGGACGGGAAGAAGAAGGAGAACAAGAAGAACAAGAAGACAGACGGGAGAACGCCCACCAACGGAAACGACAGCAGCAGCACCAGCGGCAACGGAAACGGCAACGGCAACGGCAACGGUGCCGCAGCCAAGAGGGGCAAGAAGGCGCUCAACAAGAACAUGAGCCUGGUGAAGCUCAAGAGCACCGACGACCUGCUGGGGCGGCGGAUGCACGGGCUGGCGAGCGGGCUGACGGGGACGGGGGCUGAAGACUAGGUAGGCAGCCACUUGCCGCGGUAGAUAAAGAGCUAGGUGGGUGAGCGGAUGGGCAUUGAGCGGGAGCAUGCGGAGCUUUUGACACUUUUGACGAGCGACUGGUGAUUUUUGUCUACAUAUAUGGCUGUUGAAUACGAAGUAACUACCAUGACUGCCUGCCUGUCUGUUGGUCUGUCUAUCUGUCUGUCUG